Cyprinus carpio (common carp) is the source of this 3910-nucleotide messenger RNA. RefSeq names its product inter-alpha-trypsin inhibitor heavy chain 5. The record is from RefSeq and is a predicted model, not a curated record. Gene Ontology annotation, biological process: hyaluronan metabolic process. Gene Ontology annotation, molecular function: serine-type endopeptidase inhibitor activity. The transcript has 14 exons. NCBI's taxonomy places the organism in Eukaryota, Metazoa, Chordata, Actinopteri, Cypriniformes, Cyprinidae. Bases 108 to 3044 code for a protein of 978 amino acids.
UUCAGAUGGGUGGGACGCAAUAACCGCCCUGUUCUCACUCCAGGAUCACUGAAGUACACUCGACCCGUUCCAGAGAGCAGCCAGUGCGGGAUAUAUCCCAUCCUAAGAUGCUACUCAUAGUCCUCGUCUUGUAUUUGUGUCCGGUUUUUCAGUGCCAGACUGAGGAUACCGAAUUGUCAGAAGAUGUGGCUUUUGAAGAAUACACGAAUUCUGACAUGGACCCAAAUGCUGCUCCUCUCAGAAUCGCGCGGCAGGUGAGACCGCUUCUGACUAAGGAAGCUAAACCUCACAUUCAGGAGCUGUCAGUCCAGACCACCAUCAUUUCCCGCUAUGCUUUCACUGCGGUGUCAUGUAGCAUGCUCAACAGACACUCGGCUGCUACUCAGGGGGUCUUUCAGUUCCACAUCCCCACCGCUGCAUACAUCUCCAACUUUACCAUGAUUGUGGGCGGACGAGUAUUUCCCAGCCAAGUGAAGGCCAAAGAGAAGAAGAUGAAGAAGGAAGGUGGAGAAAACAAUGGCAAGAAGAACAAGAACACACCAGAGCAGAGAGAGGGCGAGAUGGAGGUGUUUCGAAUGGAAGUCACCAUUCCUGGACGCAACCGCGCUCUGUUCCUCCUGACCUACGAAGAGCUGCUGCAGAGACGAUUGGGACGUUACGAGCAUGUGACUAGUGUUCGGCCAAUGCAAUUGGUCAGCAAACUUAGCGUGGGUGUUACUAUAGUGGAGCACUCUCGCAUCACGUACCUUGAAGUCUUACCCCUACGAAAUGGCAAAACUCCAUCUUCCAAUGGCAAUGGGAAAGCAGAUGGUAAAGUAGGACCACCAGUUUCCACAGAAGUCAAGCAAAAUGAAACCUUCUGCAAGAUCAGCUUCACUCCUAACGUUGUCCAGCAGGUCAAGAUUGCAAACAACGGCAUGCUGGGAGAAUUUGUGGUGCGCUAUGAUGUAGAGAGAGAAAUUGGCAUCGGUGAUAUACAGGUGCUAGAUGGACAUUUUGUUCACUAUUUUGCCCCCAAAGACCUUCCUGUCGUGUCAAAGAAUGUUGUAUUUGUGAUUGAUACCAGCGCUUCCAUGGUUGGAACCAAAAUCAGACAGACCAAAGAAGCUCUGUUCACGAUCCUACGCGAGCUGCGGCCCAGUGAUCACUUCAAUUUUGUCACUUUUUCCAAUCGCAUCCGUGUGUGGCAGGCGGACAAACUUGUGCCAGUCACACCCAACAAUAUACGUGAUGCCAAGAAGUUCAUCUACAUGAUCUCACCCACUGGAGGCACUGACAUCAAUGGUGGCAUUCAGACGGGCUCGGCCUUACUCCGUGACUACCUCUCCAGCAAAGAAGAGUCCCAUCACAACAGUGUGUCACUCAUAAUCUUCCUGACCGAUGGGCGGCCCACAGUUGGAGUGGUUCAGAGCCCGGUCAUCAUUAGCAACACCAAAGCAGCAGUGCAGGAGAAGUUCUGCCUCUUCACGAUUGGGAUGGGUGAUGACGUAGACUACAGGCUCUUGGAGAGGAUGUCCCUGGAGAACUGUGGAACCAUGAGAAGAAUCCCAGAGGAUGCAGAUGCCAGUGUCAUGCUCAAAGGCUUCUACGAUGAGAUCGGCACUCCGCUGCUAUCCGACAUCCGGGUGGAAUACUCUGAGGAUGCUGUUGAAUACAUCACCCAGAACUUUUUUACAAACUACUUCAACGGCUCUGAGCUCAUUGUAGCCGGAAAACUGACCAAUCGGAGCUCAGACUCGCUGCACGUUCAGGUUACCGCUAGCAACAGCGAGCGAAGCAUCGUGCUGGAGAAAGACGUGUCAAUACACGAGCAAGAGCGGGAAACCGAACGGCGGCUAGCGGAAGCGGAGGCCGGUCUGAACGCGGGCGGUUACGUGGAACGACUGUGGGGAUACCUGAGCGUUAAAGACGGGCUGAAAGGAAGACUGCGCAGCCAGACGAGCGCAGAGCGGGAAAAUUACACGCAACACGCUACAAAUCUUUCAUUAACGUAUAAUUUUCUCACGCCACUCACCCAAAUGAUAGUGGAGAAGCCACAAGUGCUGGCCGAUGGAACUUUAGCACAGACACAGAAAGAGGCAGAGGCCACCGAGGCUCCGCCCACUGAUGAGUCAUCCAAUCAGCUGUUGGAAGACAACAACAGUUUAACACCCCAGAGCCUGCACAGAAAUAUACCACCCAAACCGAUUUCUGCAGUCUCCAAAGCAACAAGUGGCGUCAGCAAACCUGCCAAAAAGUCUGCCACCUUGUCCAAAACAUCCGCUGAUGGUGACCCUCAUUUUGUGGUGGAGGUUCCUCACAGUAAACUGACAAUGUAUGGAGCCUUUACAUUAAUAUGUAUGUAUUUGUUCCCGUUAGGCGUGACUGUGAACGGAGCACUGAUUGGAUCUCCUGCUCCAGCCGGCAGUCAUAAAGAACAGAGGACAUAUUUCAGCACCAUAACGAUAGUAGCCAAUAAACCACGCCGCUCUUACAUUGAAGUGACCCCACAAAAGGUCAUACUGGACGACCGGGACCGGAUGAUCCUUCCAUCCAGCUCCAGCAUUUCCGUCGAAACCGCAAACCUGGCUGUGGUCAUUAUUGCUAACACAAACCUGACAGUGACAAUCCAAGGAACUAUCCAGUUUGUUAUCUUAUUCCACCAUUACAAAAACCCCGCGCCCUAUCAGCGGGAUCACCUGGGGUUUUACAUCGCUAACAGCAAAGGAUUGAGCAAGGAUACGCAUGGGUUGCUAGGCCAGUUCCUGUAUGAAGAUAUCGGAUUGACGCAACUUCCUGGAAAUUUCAGCAUGGCCGGAGAAAACAGCACAAAGGAAACACUAGGGAAAAAUAUCACUCUAACAAGUUACCCUGCCCUAAAGGUGAAGGAUCGCACUGUCACUGUCAUUAAGAAGAGCAGGCGAAUCUACUCUGGAAAGCAGACUGUAGACUGCUGGUUUGCCAAAAACAAUGCGGCUAAACUGAUUGAUGGGCAUUACAGUGAUUACGUGGUGUCACAUCUGUUUGACACAGGAGACUGGGCUAAUGGAACCAACACACACUGAGACAAAAACACACACACACACACACACACACACUAUAAUUCUACUGGACUGAUGGGUCAUGACCCAGAUAUAUUCACACAAACACUUUAAAAACCAUCACAAAAACCCAUAAGCAGUAUUUAAAGUACAUGAUUUAUAUUCAGUAGUGUGUGAACAUGUUACUUUACUGUUUUCAUUGUAGUAAUCUACAAAUAUAUAUUAUAUAUUUUUAGUUAAUAUAAGACAGUUUGGUACCACUUUAUUUUAAGGUGUCCUUGUUACACGUUACAUGCACUUACUAUUAUAAUGACAAUGAUUUAUGCUUAAUUAGAUGCAAGUAACCCUAAGCCAAACCCUAAUCAUAUAGUAAGUGCAUUUAGUUAAUUAAUAUUACUCCGUACUAAAAUUUAUAAUUACACUGUAACAAGAACACCUUAAAAUAAAGGUGUUUAUGGAAAACAUUUUGUACUUAUACAUUAAAUGUUAACAAUAGGCUGUCUUCUUUUUGGUAAAUAACAUAAAAGUAAAGGAUAAAGAAGUAUAAAUCUUUGUAGAGAAAAUGAUUUUUAUGAAAUUAGGCAAAACUACCAUGACUUCUGAGAUUAAGUGUAGAUAGAUAGAUGGAUAGAAAACAUAUAUCAAUAAAGAUGUCAAUAUAUGAACAUUUUUAUUAUUUAAAAAGUACUAAAUUUACAUUUUGAUUCAGCUUCAGUUCAAGAAAUAAAUAAAGAUAAAAAAAAAUUAUUUAAUUAUUGCCAGGGAUGUGAGACAUAUUGGUACAAUAUCUGUUAUUGGUCAUCAUUAUUAGCUCUUUUUUUUAUCAUUUCAGCAGAUAUUUAUUCAAUAUCAUUUAAUGUGACAAAACAAUUGUCACGGUAUCCAUAAUA